CUUUCACAUCCAACCAUCACACUGGGGAACAGCUCAAAAAACAAUUCACCCAAAGAACCAACCAAUCCACCAUCUCCGAAGAUGAAGACUUGCGGUUUUGCAGUUGCAGUGGUCGUCUUGCUCACCUUUAUUUGCAAUCAGGAGGGCUGUGCUGUCUCAGUCACUGAAGACCAAGUGCUUCAGGAUUCAAUGGGUAAUGGCGAACCGCAAGAGGUGCCAGCGGAGUCCAGUGGACGUCAGUGGAUGAUGCCGUUUCACCUGAGGCAGAGGCGUCACAGCGGCCCCAUGCCGUGCAGAUGUUGCGAAUGCUGCCCCGAACCGCCCGCCUUUGACCUGUACCAUGUUAAAAAGUGAUGUUCUGAGGAUUUUCUGUCCCCACAUUUGGAUUCCCACACGGUUACUAACCCAUUUGUCUCUUGUAAUCUCAAUUUCACUGUGAUUGUAAACAACUGAGGAUGUAACCUGGCAAUAAACUUAAAGUUAACUCAUA
Pleuronectes platessa (European plaice) is the source of this 490-nucleotide messenger RNA. Its product is annotated as hepcidin. Gene Ontology annotation, cellular component: extracellular region. The record is from RefSeq and is a predicted model, not a curated record. Lineage: Eukaryota; Metazoa; Chordata; Actinopteri; Pleuronectiformes; Pleuronectidae. Gene Ontology annotation, biological process: intracellular iron ion homeostasis. The transcript is spliced from 3 exons. Bases 82 to 354 code for a protein of 90 amino acids.